CGCCGGGCUUCUUCCCACGUCGCGGGCUCCGGGCGCAGGCGUGUCAGCCGCAUCCCAACCGACGGGACGGAAGAUGGGGGCUGCGGCCGCCAGGCGCUGCGUCGAGUGGCUGCUGGGCCUCUACUUUGUCUCGCACAUCCCCGUCACGCUGUUCAUCGACCUGCAGGUGGUGCUGCCGCCCGAACUGUACCCGCAGGAGUUCAGCAAUCUGCUGCGGUGGUACUCGAAGGAGUUCAAAGAUCCUCUGAUGCAGGCCCCCCCGGUGUGGUUCAAGUCCUUCGUGUUCUGUGAGCUUGUGUUCCAGCUGCCCUUCUUCCCCAUUGCAGCAUACGCCUUCUUCAAAGGAAGCUGCCGGUGGAUCCGAAUCCCUGCAAUCAUCUAUGCAGUUCAUACGAUAACAACUUUAAUUCCGAUCCUCUGUACAUUUCUACUGGAGGAUUUCUCCAAAGAUGCUGCUUUCAAAGGACAAAGACCCAAGAAUUUUGGUGAACGACUAACCCUUAUAGGUGUCUAUGCCCCCUACUUAAUAAUUCCCCUUAUACUCCUCCUGUUCAUGUUGCGGAACCCUUACUACAAGUAUGAGGAAAAAAGAAAGAAAAAAUAAGGCACAGCCACUAGCCCAGUGGGGGAGAUCCCACAGCACAGCUGCCUUUUGGACACUACAAGAAAAACUGCUGUGAAGCCAUGUUUCAGCAGCAUUUGAAACACCAACAGUAUAGUGCACAAGAACAAGAGAGUGGCCCGAACCAUGCCAACCAAGCCCUCACCUUCCAAGGAUUAAACAGGCCAUCACCAGGGAUGGGGACCAACAAAAUGGUGCCCAAGUUCUGCCACAGCAUUGCUAAAAACGGGCAGACAAGAAGCCGGUUAGCUCCUGACCUAGAAUGCACAGAGCUAACUAAAUCCUCGACUCGGCCUCUAUAGCUGAUCACUAGUCAACAGAUGAGCAGUGGGUGUUUCAGGCCACUUGAAUGUCACAAAUUCUGUCUCCUUAACAUCCAUAAAAAACUACCAUAGUUUCCUGCCUGUGCCUCCACCUCUGGGAGAAAGAUACCGUAGCAUAAGUCUGUGCCAGAGAUAGUUUACGGUGGAAGGUGGCCACUCACAGGGCACCCCGUCUUCUGGUUACCCUGCUAGUACUGGUACUUCCCAACUCUGACGUCUCACACCACUGGGCUCCCUAGCAGACAGCUUUGUCCUCCUCUCUGCCUGGUCCUCCCUGCUCUCCAGAGUGGCUGUCCCAGUGUGUGUCUGCUCUCCCACAGAAACAAGACUGGUAGGUGCUCAGCAGGGCUGUUUUUCUGCACAAGCCACAUGGCUGUGGUUAUUACUGUCUGACUUGUAUGUCUGGUCCAAAUAAAGGUAGCUGCAGAUCA
Messenger RNA from Peromyscus maniculatus bairdii (prairie deer mouse), 1376 nucleotides. RefSeq names its product transmembrane protein 97 (gene Tmem97). The record is from RefSeq and is a predicted model, not a curated record. Gene Ontology annotation, cellular component: endoplasmic reticulum. Lineage: Eukaryota; Metazoa; Chordata; Mammalia; Rodentia; Cricetidae.